Sapajus apella (tufted capuchin) is the source of this 3276-nucleotide messenger RNA. It is a transcript of the gene CCNI, whose product is annotated as cyclin I. The transcript has 7 exons. Bases 1046 to 2212 code for a protein of 388 amino acids. Gene Ontology annotation, biological process: regulation of cyclin-dependent protein serine/threonine kinase activity; mitotic cell cycle phase transition. Gene Ontology annotation, molecular function: cyclin-dependent protein serine/threonine kinase regulator activity. Gene Ontology annotation, cellular component: cytoplasm; nucleus; cyclin-dependent protein kinase holoenzyme complex. NCBI's taxonomy places the organism in Eukaryota, Metazoa, Chordata, Mammalia, Primates, Cebidae. The record is from RefSeq and is a predicted model, not a curated record.
CCCUUUCCAGUGAACCCUUCUAAGAGCCUGGAGAUGAGUAAGGCUGGAUAGAACCAAGCUACGCUAGGCUGGACCAGGAGAGCCGACCGUGAGAACCCUUCCCCCAAGCUCAGAGCUCUGCCGCUUCUUUCUUCCCCGGGCGCCUGCGCAGCGCACUCUCCGGCCACCGCACGCCUCCUCAGCAGAGCCUGGAGACGCUGACGUCACCGCGCAGACUGCAAGCAACCCUUCGCUCCUUCAAGGAAAAUGAGUCCACGCACCUUCGGCUUUUCUUAGCCCCCAGAAAAUGUCCUCCCUCCUUCCAUCCCAGUGCCAACGACUUCCCCAGCCCGUCUCCUUUUGGCGGGACUUCUCCGUACUUUCGUUGGGCCCCGAAGGCGGCGGAGAGGAAGAGAAAGGGUGAAAGACCAAUUCGCGUUGUUUACAAGGAGUAGGCGAGUCUAGGAAUCGAUCCGCGAGGGCGGAGCCGAGGAAGCCGGCACUUCUUCCUCCCUUCCCCUCCCUCCCCAGCCUUCCCCGCGGGCGGACGCGGCAGCGCCUCUGCCUCGCUUUUUCUUAUUUUUUUUCCCCCCCUUUCCCCUUUCUUUUUUUUUUUUCCCUCCCCCCCUUUCACCAUUUCCCCUCGGAGGCGCUUUCCCCGGGCAGGGGCAGAGCCGGUCUCACCCCCCGCCUCUCCCCGGCCCCCGCCGCCCUAUGGCGAGAGGGAGCCCCCUCCCCACCCGGGCUCGAGCGGCCGCGGCCUCAGGCCGGGGGUCAUCAUGGAACUAAUUCGCUGACGAACCCAGAGGCCGCAGCCGUGCGUCCCGCUCGAGCGCUAGCGCCCGCGUUCCCCGGCCCGCUUCCGCCUCUUCUCCCUUCUCAGUCAGCCCCGUCGUCCCGCGCGCAUCGCCGCCGCGCGUCGAGCAGAAUGAGGUGGUAACGGGCCCCCGGAUGACCCCUCGUCACCAUUGUGAGGCCUACAGCUCUGCCGGGGAGGAGGAGGAGGAGGAAGAGGAGGAAAAGGUAGCUACAUCAAGCUGGGUAACAGACAGAUCCAAAGGAUAUCAUGAAGUUUCCAGGGCCUUUGGAAAACCAGAGAUUGUCUUUCCUGUUGGAAAAGGCAAUCUCUAGGGAAGCACAGAUGUGGAAGGUGAAUGUGCGGAAAAUACCUUCAAAUCAGAAUGUUUCUCCAUCCCAGAGAGAUGAAGUAAUUCAAUGGCUGGCCAAACUCAAGUACCAAUUCAACCUUUACCCAGAAACAUUUGCUCUGGCUAGCAGUCUUUUGGACAGGUUUUUAGCUACUGUAAAGGCUCAUCCAAAAUACUUGAGUUGUAUUGCCAUCAGCUGUUUUUUCCUUGCUGCCAAGACUGUUGAGGAAGAUGAGAGAAUUCCAGUACUGAAAGUAUUGGCAAGAGACAGUUUCUGUGGAUGUUCCUCAUCUGAAAUUUUGAGAAUGGAGAGAAUUAUUCUGGAUAAGUUGAAUUGGGAUCUUCACACAGCCACACCAUUGGAUUUUCUUCAUAUUUUCCAUGCCAUUGCAGUGUCAACUAGGCCUCAGUUACUUUUCAGUUUGCCCAAAUUGAGCCCAUCUCAACAUUUGGCAGUCCUUACCAAGCAACUACUUCACUGUAUGGCCUGCAACCAACUUCUGCAAUUCAGAGGAUCCAUGCUUGCUCUGGCCAUGGUUAGUCUGGAAAUGGAGAAACUCAUUCCUGAUUGGCUUUCUCUUACAAUUGAACUACUUCAGAAAGCACAGCUGUGGUGUUUUUUUUUCCCCCCUCCGGCCCAGAUGGAUAGCUCCCAGUUGAUCCAUUGUCGGGAGCUUGUGGCACAUCACCUUUCUACUCUGCAGUCUUCCCUGCCUCUAAAUUCCGUUUAUGUCUACCGUCCCCUCAAGCACACCCUGGUAACCUGUGACAAAGGAGUGUUCAGAUUACAUCCCUCCUCUGUCUCAGGCCCAGACUUCUCCAAGGACAACAGCAAGCCAGAAGUGCCAGUCAGAGGUACAGCAGCCUUUUACCAUCAUCUCCCAGCUGCCAAUGGGUGCAAGCAGAUCUCUGCUAAACGCAAAGUAGAGGAAAUGGAAGUGGAUGACUUCUAUGAUGGAAUCAAACGGCUCUAUAAUGAAGAUAAUGUUUCAGAAAAUAUGGGUUCUGUGUGUGGCACUGAUAUAUCAAGACAGGAGGGACAUGCUUCUCCUUGUCCACCUUUGCAGCCUGUUUCUGUCAUGUAGUUUGAACAAGAGUUACCUUUGAGUGUAAACUAAGGUAGACUACUCUGGGAAUAAGAACAUGGAAAGUGAGGAAAGGCUGUAGAAGGAAAUAUACCUUAACAGGCUGAUUUGGAGUAAGCCAGAAAAAAAAAAACAACUCAUUAUUUAUGUGGCUAAUUAUAAUUCAACAUUAUUUAAGCACAUAAAGACCACAAAAAAAAAAAAAAAAACUGAAAGAUCCAAACUUUUUUUAAACUUAAAAAAAUCACUUUGUAGUAUGUCAGUCGCACUUUUUUUCUGCCAUAAUGUAAUGUAGCUUGCCCCGUCAAAAAUUCAGUUAAAAUUAAUAGCCAGCAAACCUGUUUCCCCCUCAGCAUCCUGAUUUAAUUUUCCCAUUACUUUUGCUUGCUUCUCCAUUUAAUAGUUAGUGAACUUUAUGCAUGUUGAUCUGUAUUCUGAUUUUCACUGAACAGGAAACCCCAAAAUUAUUUUUUAGCAAUUGAAUGAACAAAUUAUUUUGGUGUGACAGCCAUGAUUCAAGUUCCAAUUAGUUUGAAAAGGGUAUUUUGGAAUUGUCUCAUAUUAAUGAGAAGGAGCAACAGAAAAAGUUCCCAUAUUACCAAAUUGAUUUAAAAUUAUGGUUUUCAUUUUUGUUUACCUUAAAGUGAUGCUUAAAAGUUGCAUUUAAUUAGGACACUUAGAUUUGUUGAAAGCAUUUUUGAUAUUUGUAUAAAAGAUUUGUGAUAAAGUUAAUAUAUCCUGGUGCUCACCAAAGAAACAUGUAUGUAACAACUGAAAUUAGAUUUUUGUAACUGAUUAGUUUUCACUCAUUUAUAAUCAGUAGGAGAGACUGUCUAGAUGUUGGGGCAGCUCUAUGAUUUGAGUCUGUAACAUGUCAUAACUGAAUUAAGUACCCUAGUUUUAUGUUCAGCUGUUAGAACUUACUCCCCCUACCUCCCCAGGUUACCUAUCUCUCUUAAUGACUUCUGGAUCCUGAGCUCCCUUUGCAGUCUGAAAAAGGUAUUGCAGUCAGAACUGUGUACUGAUGAUAAAAGUCUCUGGUAGCAAUAAAAAGUUGUCCUUAA